Messenger RNA from Gamsiella multidivaricata, 4550 nucleotides. RefSeq lists its product as uncharacterized. The transcript has 2 exons. Bases 110 to 4159 code for a protein of 1349 amino acids. Gene Ontology annotation, cellular component: fungal-type vacuole membrane. The record is from RefSeq and is a predicted model, not a curated record. Lineage: Eukaryota; Fungi; Mortierellomycota; Mortierellomycetes; Mortierellales; Mortierellaceae.
CGCCUAUUUCCAUAUCGCUUACGCGCCAUGAGCAGUAUGCACGAUGAUAUCUCGCUAAUAUAUUCAUUCUGCCGACAAUAGCGCCCUAUUCUCAUCUUACAUUGCCGGUAUGACUUCUGAGACGAGCGCCAAGGGUGUCUCUGUGUUGCCUGAUGGUGUCAAUGAGGUUAGCUGGCUCUCCAUUGGUCUCCGGUCGAUGACGCUCAAGGUCCCUCUGCAGGCUCCCGCUCCCCUGAACAUCAUCAAGUCCAUCAGCCUCGGUCAGAUGGGUAUGAACUGGACCAAUGCCGAUGCCUACGCGCCGCUUGCCAACUCCCCAGGUGUUGUCGCUGGCUUCCAGAUGCCCUUCGGCUUCUCCCUCAACGUGACCCAGGUGAACAACAAUAUGACGGUUAUCUACAACAACAAGAACAUGGCCAGCCUAAACUCAUCCCAGUGGGGUCCUGCAGUGACCUCAAAGGACGCCAACGGCACCGCAAUCACCUUUGCGCUCCCUCCGACUCCUUUCAAUAUCGAGGCCGAUUCUCAUGGCGAUUUUGAUGACUUUGUCAAUAAGCUGACCGUGGGUUCGAGUGAGUCAUUUAGUGUGGCAGGCCUGGCAGGCACUGUAGCCCAGACUCCCAUCGGUGAGGUCGUAAUCAGCGGCAUCCCAUUCAAGUCAGAUGUUUCCUUGUCUGGUCUGCAGGGUCUCAAGACCGAGCCCACUGUGAUCAAUAGCCUGACGGUCAUCGGUGGUCUCCCCACCGGUCUGCAAAUCGCCCUCAACCUGUCCAUGGUUAACCCAAGUACGCUCUCAAUCGAUACUGGUGUUGGUGAUAGCGCUAUUGUUACCUUUGCUAUGCAGUACGAGGGUGACAAUGUCGGAACUGUCAUCUUCCCUAGCUUGAACUUGGUUCCUGGCCAGAACAUUCGCACUGCUGGAGCCAUGUUCACCCCCACUGGCACCCAAGGAGGCCAAGCCCUCUUACAGAAGUAUAUGUCAAACCAGGCCGCGACUGUUGACAUCUUCGGCUCUUCCUCGUCGUCUGCCAUCGGCCCCCUGGCUGCGGGUUUGAAGGACGUGCAAUUGCAAUCCAGCAUGCCCGGAAACCCUGCUCAGCUUCUUUUGAGCACUGCCUUGACUAUCCUCGAUGACACUGGCAAGACUGGUAUUGCCAUGGCGACCGUUACCGUCAACAAUCCCUUCGUACCCGGCCUGACCAUUAAGUCGAUCAAAUCCACGGUCCAGUACAACGGCCGACAGCUCGGUGCCAUUGACAUUCCUUCGGUUACAAUCAGUGUCCCUGGCAAUACUCAGCAAGCCUCUCAACCCUUGCCUUUGUCCAUGGAUCUCUCUAUCGACUCUCUGCUCAGUCUCAUGAUAGAUCAGACCAAGCUCAACAACCUGAAUGCCGAGCCCAUCAUUUCCUUGGGCAAGAUGGCCAAGGACCCUACGGUCAAGAUUUCAUCCUCGGUCUUUGCUGGAUUCAACUUGCCCACGUUUGUUAGAGCUGCGAUGGUUGGUCUCAAGGUCGACGUUUCUAUGACGGUCGACGUCAUGGUUGGUGAAUAUGCCACCUCACUCACCUUGACACAGAACGGUGUCCCCACCAUCACGGACGAUACCAUCCUGAAACUCCUUCCCAUCGUCGGAACUCCUAUCGCUCAGGCUAUCGUCGACCAGGCCACUCUCAGCUUCAGCAGUGUCAUGAUCAAUAGCCCUGCCGAGACGGACUUUACCACUAACAUUAACGGUCUCAUUGCCAACACGGGUCCUUUCGAUGCCGAGAUUUCCUUCCCCAGCGGCUCCUCGGUUGCUUGGUUGAACAACGGCGCCGAAACGCCCAUUGGUAUGAUCUCGAUGCCCGUUGUCUCUGCCAAGGCUGACGUUGGAGCCCAGCUUGCACUGACCAACGUUCCCUUCCACGUGGUCAGCGGUUCGAACAUGGGCGACUUUGUUGGAUAUUCCUUGAAGGCCGAAUCUUUCGAGUGGUCGGUCGCUGCCGAAAACAUUACUGUCAUUGCCAUGGGUGCUCCCAUCCCUAACAUCAACAUGAAGAAGAGUGUGUCGCUGAAGGGCUUCAACGGUCUUCAGGGUCUGGUCAUCCAGAAAUACGAUCUGCCCUCGAAUGAUCCCAACGGCAUCCAUCUCGUCCUUCAGGCCACGCUUCCCAACCCCUCGAACGUUGGUAUUGAGAUGGGCACCAUCGUAUUCAGCAACUUCUUCCAGGGCCAAGAUAUCGGUUUUGUUCAGACCUCUGGCCUCAAGUUGAUGCCGGAUGGUAUCACACCCAUUGCCAUGGAAGGAACAUUGACCAAGCAAACCUCUACCGCCGGCCUCAAUGCUCUUGGCGACAUGUUCCGCAUGGCCCUGAACGGAGGCUCACCAAAUUUGAUUGUCAAGGGCAAGUCUGUAACCCCUGCCAGCGGACCCGUGUCCUGGCUGAGCUCUGCCUUCUCGACCCUGACCAUGAACGUCACGUUACCAAGUCUCGGUAAGCAGGAUAUUAUCACUGGAAUCACUAUCAAGACCAUGACCCUGGACUUUACUGGCAGCAACCCCUACAGCGUCAUGACCUCUUCGGACAACAUUGAGGCCACGUUCAAGAUCCCGUUCUCUUUCCCACUCAGCAUCACACAGGUCGCUGAGGAUAUAAAUAUUCAGCUGUCCAAGGGUAACGACGUUGCCAACUUGAAGCUCCCUCUUGGCCCUGCUCAGACCAUCAGCCCUGGUCUACUCAAGACAGGCUACACGAACCAGCCUUUGAAUGUUAACGAUGGUGCCCAUGAAGCCUUCAAUGGUUUCUCCAAAGUGUUGACCACUAGCCCUGGUAUCCAGUUCUUCCUAUCCGGCACUGCUGAUACUGUUGCUGACACUGCUGCAGGCGAGGUCAAGAUUCCCGGCGUCAAUGUGAGUGUUCCCUCAACCUUAGCGGGCAUGAACUUGAACGCAGGCGGAGCUCAGAUCACGGACAUCAAGAUCACUGGAGGAACAAGCCAGUACCUGAUCAUCAACCAGAAUGUCGUGCUUCAGAACCCCUCUGGUCUGACGGUCAAGGUCGGUCAGGUCAGCUUCGAUAUCAGUUACGCCGGAAACCUCAUGGGCACGGCUACGGUCAACAACAUGAUCCUCGUCCCAGGUCCCAACACUCUGCCAGCUGAAUUUCAUCUGAUGCCUUCUAAUGACGCUGUUCGCGAUGGUUUCCUAAGCGGUUUUGUUGCCGGCGGUACAUUCAACCUCGCCAUUUCCGGUAGUGCAGAAUCGACCAAGGUUGAGUCCCUGAAAGACGCCAUGGCUUCAGUCAAGCUGUCCUCGACCAUCAAGGGCAUUACAGACAAAUUGGUCGCCCCUGGCAGCCACGCAGAACCGGAUAUCCUCAACAUGUUACAGGUCAUCUCUCCUCGCAAGACCCCUGUCCAAGUCAUGAUCUACAAUCCCUUCGAUACUCCUCUCUACAUCAAGACCAUGAAGGCGAGCACGACCUGGCAGGGCAAAUAUUUUGGUGAGAUCGAUCAGGAUGUCGGUCUCACGAUCCCACCCAAGGCUACAGUUCUUUCACCCACGCUGACAAUGGAAUCGCCUGCUGGUCUCGAUUUUUUUGGCACUUUGAUCCCCUUCAUGCUGAAGUACCCUCAGUUACUCAUCGGCCAGACUGCGGACGUGCCAUUCAACAUCAACGCGACGAUCACCGCCGUUGUCGGUGGUUCAAGUGGAUAUCUCGGCAACGUUGCUUACAGCCAGGCUGAUACGGUCAUCACGGUCCAGAUCAACGGAAAGGCUCCUGCGGGUGCUCUUCCUCCACAGCUGGGUGGUCAAAGCGUGGCAAACGCGACGGCCACUACUCUUGUUCCUACAGCUUCAACCGAGACGUCGGCCACUGUCUCAGCAUCCGCAUCCACGACUGAUGUUCCCAAGGUUUCCAAGCCCACCGAAACCACCGAGACCACCGAGACGACGACAACGACGACUCAGCCUGAAAUAGAGCCGACUAAAGAGCCCACGAAGACCACAACGACCGCGACUGCUGUAAAGACUCGACUUCCAGUGGUUGGCAAGCGUCAGGUGCAGGUUCUUGAGAACGGUCCUAGCGACACUUCACCCGAGGUGGUAGAGGCAUGGAUUAAGGCCAUGGUGAACAAGAUCGCGCAGGAUGACGGUCUCCCUCCUCCAUACGCAUAAGCGAGGCAGGAUUUCUUCAUUUCAGAUUUAUAACCAUCUAUCUUUGUGCUCGUUUCUCGUUUUGCAUUCUUGUUUUCAUUCGCAUCCUUUUUUUUUAUUUUUCUUCCGGAAUCACUAUCAAGGCUUCUUGUUUGAUUGGUUUUAUUUCUUUGCCUCUUUUCUUCACAGAAACCUGCGUUGGCGAAGGUGUUCUCUAACACCUUUUUUUUACGACCUCUACCUUUUAAUUCUUAAUAAGCAUUGCAGUACCUUUAAUGAUGCAGGUGCUUGUAUACCACCACUUAUCUUCCUCGUUUCGCAAGUGCAAUGAUCAAUUGAAAAAAAAAAAAGACAAUACUUGUAACGAUUUUCCGGAAUUAUUAUAGAAGGAGAGAAAAACAGAAGAUGAACC